AUGACCCAUCUCAGUUGUAUCAUUCCCUCGGAAGUCGGGAAAGGCAUUUCAAUCUGGAAUUUCGUGAAAAUCUGGGGCCCCGGAUGCGGAGAAGAUGAAGAGAUCUUGAUCACUACAAAUACACGGCCAACGCUCUCCCGAUAUCCCAAGUCCAAAUGCAAUUCCACAACUCGAUUGAACAACGUGGGCUUCCUCGCAACUACCGUAGCUCUUGUAGCUGCCCAGGGCGGCUUUGUAUACGGUCUUGAUUCAGGCAUCAUUGCGACGACCUUCGGUCAUGAUAGCUUUAAAGUCGCCAUUUACGGACCUUCCAUGGUCAACACCACGUAUCAAGGAGCUAUUGUCUCUGUAUACAACGCGGGGCAGGCCAUUGGUGGCUUGACCACUGGAUAUGUCGCUGAUAAACUCAGUCGAAAAUACACGAUCCUGAUCGCGUCUAUCCUGACAAUUAUUGGGGCGGUGCUCCAGUGCGCUGCUGUCAACAUCGGCAUGAUGAUUACGGGUCGUCUCGUAGCCGGUAUCGGCUGUGGCCAGAUCCUCUCAGUCGUUCCCAUCUACCUCGCCGAAGUUUCAAAGCCCGGCCAGCGCGGCUUCCUAGUCGGUCUCCAAGGAAUGAUGAUUGCGAUUGGCUUCGGCGUUGCUAACUGGAUCGGAUACGCUGGCGCCUUUGCUAAAGGAGACGGACAGUGGAGGAUCCCUCUUGCUAUGCAGCUACCUAUCCCAGUUUUGCUUGUCGUCAUGAUAUUUUUCGUCCCCUUCUCCCCACGUCGGUUGGUUCUCAAAGAUCGGACGCAGAUCCAGCUUGAAAGGGAUCAAGGUAACCUGAACUGGUUCACAGCCUUUGGACUAAUGUUUUCACGCAAGUACGUUCGCCGGACUUUAACGGCGUCGUUCAUCGUGACUAUAAGCCAGCUCUCGGGAUCAUCCGUCAUCCAGAAUUUCCAAAGCGUCUUCUACCAAACAGUCGGCUUCACCGGACGUACUUCUCUCCUGAUCAGCGGUGUUUAUGGCAUGAUGGGAAUCAUAGGUCAAGUCGUCUACCUCGUCUUUGUCGCCGAUAAAAUGCCCCGGACUCGCACCCUCUGGUGUGGAUCUAUUGUGCUUUGUGUGAUGAUUUCUAUCUGCAAGGCUCUCAGCGCCGAAUUUGGAUCUUCAAACAACGAGAACCAGGCUGGUGCAAGAGGUGCCAUUGCAUCUAUCUUCCUCUACUCUAUGAGCUAUGCUAUCUUCUUCAAUGCCAUGAUCUGGGUAGUUCCUUCAGAGCUCUUCCCUUUCUCCUUGAGGACUAAGGGUAUAGCACUGGCUGUGGCGACCAAAGCGAUAGUGGCUAUCGUUUUAUCUCAGAUAACGCCAUUGGCCAUUGCUAACGUCGGUUGGCGAUACUAUUCACUUUUCAUUUCAUCUAAUGCCGCUGCCGCAGUGUUCUACUUCUUCAUCCUACCCGAAACUGGGAGUAGUGUCGACUAG
Fusarium subglutinans is the source of this 1467-nucleotide messenger RNA. Its product is annotated as high-affinity glucose transporter. Gene Ontology annotation, biological process: carbohydrate transport; transmembrane transport. NCBI's taxonomy places the organism in Eukaryota, Fungi, Ascomycota, Sordariomycetes, Hypocreales, Nectriaceae. Gene Ontology annotation, molecular function: carbohydrate:proton symporter activity. The record is from RefSeq and is a predicted model, not a curated record. The transcript has 8 exons. Gene Ontology annotation, cellular component: membrane. Bases 1 to 1467 code for a protein of 488 amino acids.